CUAGCUGUCACGCGGGUGAGUGGACGCAGAUCAGUGUAUCAGCACAACAGCAUCGUUUCCUGUGAUCGCUGUCAGAUGAAGGAAAGCAGAUCCAGGAUGAGUCAGUGUCAAGAAUCAGGUAACAGUGUGGAGCAGGAGGAGGUGACUGGACUGGUUUGUCAGGAGGACGACCUGAACGAUGGACAGAUGAGGGAAGUUACUGUGGGGGAGCAGAAAGUGCUGCUGGUCCGUACCCACGGUCAAUACAGUGCUGUUGGAAGCCAGUGCUCUCAUUACAACGCUCCUCUUAUCAAAGGAACAUUGGUUGGUGACAGAGUCAGAUGUCCCUUUCAUGGUGCCUGUUUUAACGUCCGAACUGGAGACAUUGAAGAGUAUCCAGGUUUAGACUCUCUUCCCAGCUAUAAGGUCAAAGUUGAAGAUGGCAAAGUGUAUGUUUCCAUCGACAAAAAAUCUCUUAAUCUGACCAGGCGAGUGAAGGAGAUGUGCAGCCUGGUGCCGGACAUCAAACAUACUGUUCUGCUCAUAGGAGGAGGCCCUGCCUCGCUGGUUUGUGCGGAGACACUGAGACAGAACCGCUACCAGGGUCGUAUCAUCAUGGUCACCAAAGACACCCUCCCUCCGUUUGACAAACCCAAACUGAGUAAGGCUAUGAACCUGGACAGCAGCAGCAUCCUCCUCCGGUCAAAUGACUUUUAUCAACAACAUGGAAUUGAGAUGUGGACAAAGAAGGAGGUGGUGUCUGUAAACCCACUGGGUAAGGAGGUGAAGUUGGGUGAUGGCACUGUGCAGCAUUAUGACCAGCUCCUUAUAUCAACAGGCUGCAGAGCGCGGCCGCUCAGCUGUCCUGGUUGGGACCUGCAGGGAGUGAAGUUACUGCAGAAUCAUGAAGACGCCAAAGAGAUUCACAGCUCCUGUCUUGGAAGAAAGGCUGUCGUCAUCGGAUCUUCCUUCAUAGGUAUGGAGGUGGUGUCCUUCUUAUCGGACAAAGCUGCUAGUGUGGCCAUGGUGGGCACCUCCACUUACCCGUAUGAGUGGUCUCUGGGCCCGGAGAUCGGCAAAAUGACGAUGCAAAUGUUGGAGGAGCAAAACGUGAAAUUUUACAUGAAUGACAUAGUCACUGAGAUUAAAGGGGAGAACGGCAAGGUGAAGGAGGUGGUGCUAAAGAGUGGUACAGUCCUGGAAGCUGAUGUGGUGAUUGCUGGAAUUGGUGUGAUCCCUAAUUCAGAUUUUCUAGAAGGAAGCGGGGUGGAGGUGGAUGCAAGGAAAGCUGUGAUUGUUGACAAGUUCAUGAGGACCAAUAUUACAGAUAUUUUCAGUGCUGGAGAUGUUACCUGCUUCCCUCUGGCCAUUCGAGGAGACCAAAGAGUAAACGUUGGUCACUGGCAAAUGUCACAGGCUCAUGGAAGAGUGGCUGCUCUGAACAUGCUGAGGAAACCAACCGAAAUUGAGUCAGUUCCUUUCUUCUGGACUGUGUUGCUUGGGAAGAGCAUUAGAUACACAGGCUACGGGGAAGGAUACACAGAAAUUAUAUUUAAAGGCAAAGUGGAAGAGAGGAAAUUCCUGGCAUUUUACAUAAAGGACGAGGUGGUGGUUGCUGCAGCCAGCCUGAUGUUCGAUCCUGCUGUGGCACGACUCGCAGAGCUGAUGGCUACUGGGCAGGUUUUAAAAAAGACACAGGCUCAAUCUGAUGACCUGAGCUGGCUGCAGAUGUGACCAGAGGGCUGCUGGGUUCAGGAGUUACGCCACUCACCCAUGAUGUCACUCCUCUCGCCCUUUUUUCAAUUCAAUGCCUCAGGCCUCCUGACAGCCAAUCAGACCUCUUCUCCUCCCUAACUCAGUACACUGUUACCAUAGCAGCACACACAGCUUUACUGAAUUUACACUUUAUUGAAUUUACACACACUGGGCAUCAAGUGAAUAAUCUAAUCUCAGCGUAAUGAAUACAGCCCAGCCACAGUUAAAAUCAAGUUUGUAAACCAUUACACUUUGUCAUUAAUAAAUUGCGUUACAUCACCAUAUAUCAUUAUAUCCAAAUAUAUUGGUACCCUGCAAUAAUAGUGCAAUGUAAUGUAUCCACUUUGAAGAAUUUAUUAAGUUAAGAGUUUGGGUUUAAGUUAUUUAAAAUCUAAAAUACAGAAACAUGUUGAUAAUUAAGUUCAUUUGACCUUUAUGUUUGAAGUUUGUUUCAUAUGUACUGUACUGCCUUAAUCCUUUAUAUCGCAAAUGUUUACAGCAGAGAGGUAACUUGUUCUGUCUUUAUCUUAAAUUGUAGAAUCCAAAUUCUUGAAACUGGAUUUAAGUAAGAGCAUGUAAGUAAGCACUUUGUAGCAUGUUAAAGGUCUUUUAGUUACUCAGGAAAUACAAGUAAUGCUCAGGUAUUAAAUUAAUGUGAAGAGUUUCAACAGCACUGGUUAUCUAUAUUAUCAGCCUUCAUUCCAUUAAGACCCUGAGCAUGUGAUGUGAUGAGUGUUGGUUCUACAAGAACUGUGGCUUCACUAUGGUUAUGUAUUCUAGUUUUUUUCCCUUCAGUUUGUGUUACACACAAUUUAAUAAAUCAUUGACCGAC
This is a messenger RNA of Paralichthys olivaceus (Japanese flounder), 2566 nucleotides long. RefSeq names its product apoptosis inducing factor mitochondria associated 4 (gene aifm4). Gene Ontology annotation, molecular function: 2 iron, 2 sulfur cluster binding; oxidoreductase activity, acting on NAD(P)H; flavin adenine dinucleotide binding. NCBI's taxonomy places the organism in Eukaryota, Metazoa, Chordata, Actinopteri, Pleuronectiformes, Paralichthyidae. The record is from RefSeq and is a predicted model, not a curated record. Gene Ontology annotation, cellular component: cytoplasm.